CUUGAAUAUAGAGUAGAUCCCCGGCCAUGCCUCGGCCAACUCUCCCUCUUCGUUAUACCAUGCAAUGGAUACGACGCAAAGAAAAGGCGCUCGAUUAACAAAACGACGACCUGCUCCCUCCUUCGACCCCGCGUCUGUCGAGCCAUUCCCGCCAAUAUACAGCGACGACCCGCAGGAACCCCCGUCACCCAUUGAAGUCAUGCCGCCAACCCCUGCCGAUUCCCAAAAGACGGACAAGGAGAAACGCUCCAAGUGGCGCAACCCUUUCCAUUCAAAAGACAAGGGCAAGGAGCGCGAAAGCACAGCGACCACCUCCCAUCCGCCAGUCCACUCCAACUCGACGUUAAACCCAGAUUCUGCUUAUGGAAGCAGUGAACCGAGCAGCUCUUUUUCUGGUACUGCGAACAACGUUUCUCCUCACCCAACCGACAGCGACCAUCGAAUAUCCAGGUCAAGCGAGGAACCUGAUAGGGAGAGACUGCAAGUGCCAGGGCAACCUACCAUAGCGAGUGCGCCCGCAACGCCACCAAUCGUUCAAGAGUCGCACGUGGAGGGUAGCACCAUCGUUACGACCACGACGACAACCACAACAACCACUGUCACGAGAGUGGGCCCCAAUGGACAGACAACCGUGCAGAUUCCGAGGCAGGAAAAUGGUACUGAAGAGGCUCCAAGCAGCGAGACUACAGUGACCACGAGUGCGCCACCCAAUGUUUCGCAACUUCAGCCUCCGAGAAACGAGUCGCAUAGCAGAAGCCCACCUAUUCCUACCCGAAGCUCAAUGCGCGAUCGAGCCGAACUGGAUGGUGCUCUGCCUGGGGCCGCCGUGGGGUCAGCUGCGACCGACGAAGCGCCUGUUGUAACCUCUGUGACGCCAACGACGCCAACCAGGCCGAACUUCUCAUACCCCGGACGGAGCCCUGUCCCCUCGCAGGACAGGUUGAGCAUGCCCCCGCAUAACUUCGCUCCGCAGCAAGGCGCGUCUGUACCUGCCCCGUUGCAGAUCAAUCACCCGCAAGGACAAGCGUCGCAUCAUAGGGGCUCUACGCUCUCGAAUCUCAAGAGCGCAGCCGUAGGGAUCCAUGGCGCCGCCGAAACGCUGCGCGGGACGCUAAACUCGACCGUCGACCGUCGCUUCGGCGCAGACGCGGAAACCAUGGCGAAGAAUGACCGAGUGGUGCAGGCCGGAAGGGCGGAGAUAAACAGUGCGAAUGCUCGACGAAAUCAGGACGGAGGCAGGCUGGACACUAUGAUGAACAGAGCUCAGCGAUUCGGAAACAACAGGUUUGGGCACGGGGCUGUGGGAGAGUGAGAACAUGUCGGUGUGGAGAGACUUCCUUCGAUGGAGUUUAUCGCAUUGGAACUGCUUUGUUUUGUGCGAUGUUGGCGUAACGGUGUCGGAUAAGUUGCCCGAGGGCGUUGACCAGUCAGUGUGGGCGUGCGCGCAGGGUCGGGUGCACGACAUAU
Molecule: messenger RNA, 1467 nt
Organism: Aplosporella prunicola CBS 121167
Lineage: Eukaryota; Fungi; Ascomycota; Dothideomycetes; Botryosphaeriales; Aplosporellaceae
Exons: 2
Coding region: 65-1312 (415 amino acids)
Source: RefSeq, a predicted model, not a curated record